AUGCUGACUCAAAGUACUAAUAAACCGAAGGGUCCUGGUAAAAGUAGCGUUGCAGCUCAAGGAGUCCAGCAGAUACCCAAGAAAUCUCAGCAGAUUAAGACAGAUAAACCGAGGCCACAUGUGUGCACGGUAUGUACUAGAGCGUUCGCAAGAUUAGAGCAUUUGAAAAGACAUGAAAGGUCACAUACCAAUGAAAAACCAUUUCAGUGCGCUGCAUGUGGUAGAUGUUUUGCUAGAAGGGACUUGGUAUUAAGGCAUCAACAGAAGUUACAUUCUAGCUUGCCAAACAUUCUGAGGCGUGGGUCAGCUAAAGACAAUGACCAGACAGAGCAUAUCAACAUUUUGCACAAUAAUACUGAUGCGAAGGCACCAUUACCGGGUGCCAGAUUGUCUUUUGAUGGGAACAGUAAUAAGAGUGAUUCACCUAAACAAUCUCAACUAUAUUCUCCUCCACGGACAAAUGAGUUGGGGUUGAAUGGACAGAGUAAUCUGCUACGAAAUUCUUUAUUCAAUCAUCAAUAUGGCUUUCCUCAAUCAGGCUCACCGAAUAAUGUUAUUCCAUCUCCCAUACCUACCCAUUCGAACCAGAAUACACCUCCGAUGAUGCAGAACUCCGCAGUUCCUAAUAACUCGAUUGAAAAUAACCAAAACCUAUCUCCACAAACAAUAUCUACCGGAUCGCCUAAGAAAGCAGCAACUAAUAAGAACAUUAACCCCAAUUUUGCAUUUACUUUUACUGGGCCCAUGCAGGGACAACAACAGUUUCGACAUGCGUCGUUCUCUGCUGCUUCAGGUGCUUCUUAUACGAAUAUGAAGGAUGCAAUUACUAUCCAACAAAAUAAUGCAAUGCUUGAAGCUCCGUUUCAAGUUGACUUUGCAACUCCGCAACCACUUGAUCCUGAUAACCUCAGAUCAAUUUAUGGUGACACUGAUUUAAAUUCCUUGGAUAUAGACUGGAAUGGAAUUGAUUCAUUGGACUUAGGAAGCUCUUUACAAGGAAAAAUGAAAAAUUCCAAUUCUACUUUAGAUCUAGCUCACUUGUCCAGUAAGCAAAGAUCAAUGAAGAAUAUGCAACAAUAUUUCGAUCUCAAUGUCAUUGCAACCCAUCAAUUUCAAAAUCCAAAUCACCCUCACCAUAUAAAGGGAACAACGCCAUUUGAAUUUGGAAUGAAUCCACCUAAUGAUUUUACGGCUAUGCCUCACAUGAAUAAUGAAGUAUUGAAUGGAGCUUCAUUCAAUUUAAAUAAAAAUGCGAUUGAUGAUAAAAAGUCAAAAAAAGAACAAAUACCGAAGUCUGAAAAUUCCAAAAGAAUCAAGCUAGAAAAUACAAUCCCAGAAGAAGAUUGGCUAAAGGACAUUAUAAAUACCCCAUAUGAAUUAAACUUUCCAACCGCAUCUCAUAAUGUUGGAUUCUCAGGAUUUUAUCUCGGUGAACCGUCUCCUAACUCCCAGAAUGAUGAUAUAUCUUCCUUGUUCAAAUAUAGGCAAAUGGACUUGGCGAAGCAAAUGAAUAUCAGUCCAACAGAAGUAAAUUCAAAUGGUAAGCGAUCAUCUAAUGAUAUUGGAACCAGCGAAGUGAAUAUGAACGAUAUUGAAAAACAAGUGUUUUUCUCAAAAAGACUUAGAGAUUACAUCAUGCGGAAAAGCAACUUAAAAGAGGAUCAGUUUCCUCCCAUUGAAGAUAUGAAUAGGUACUUGAAGUUAUAUGAACGUGAAUUUAACAAAUAUUUUCCUUUCAUUCACUUGCCAACAUUGAAAAAUCCAAUGACUGAAACAAUUGAUAAUUUGCCUUUGUUACUAUCAAUGAGUGCCAUCGGAGCCUUAUACUCGCACCACAGUUUAAAUGUAAUAUUAUUGUUUAACUUGUCAAAAGUUUAUAUUCAAAGCUUUUUUGAAAACGAAAUAAGCUUAGAUAAUAUCCAGGUAAAACCUGUCCCCUUGAUGUCACACCAAUGCUUGGUAUUACAUAUAUUCAUAUCUUUGUUCUUAAAUGAACCGAAGAUGGCUGAAAUAACUACCAAGCAAAUCAAAUCUACUAUUGGUUUUAUUUUAUCAACAAACUUUAAUAAACCUAUAGAGCAGAUUUCACCUCCACCACCUAACAUGGCCAGCUAUGAUCCUACUGUUGUUCAAAAGAAUUUCAAUUAUUUUAUUGAAGCUCAAUCGAGAAUAAGAACAAUUCAUGUGUUUCAUAUGCUCGAGGUCUUCAGAAGCUGCCUUUUAGGCACCCCAAUAACGUUUCCUUUUAGCGAAAUAAAAAGCGGUAGUUAUUGUGCCAAAGAAAGCCUAUGGAGAAGCGAGAAUCCGACUGAGUGGCUUCAAGAGCUCAAAGCUAGUAAUUUCGACUUGAGAGAGCCGAUCACAAAUAUCUGUAAUGGCAAAUCGACAUUAGAUUUGAUCGAUGAUUUGAGAAAGCACAACAUGAAUAACGAAGUAUGUUCUAAUAAUUUACUUUCUUUACUCUUAUAUAUACAUGAGAAAAUCCAAGAAGAGCAGUCGAAGAUGAUGUCAAAGGAAUUCUCCAUGGUGGAAUGGAGACUCAAGGCAAGACCGAAGCUUGAAGUUUUAAUAAAAUCAUGGGAAUAUGCAUUUAUAAGGAAAGGUGGGUCUUUACUGAUAAAUGACAUUAACAAACAGUUUUUAAACACGCGUGAAGAAUUUGGGUUAAUCUUACCAUUAUACUUUCUUGCAAAGAUAAGAUUGGCGAUAAAUAUCACGUCAAGCUUGAAAAAUAUUUUUUCCAAAAACUGGAAGGGUAUGAAUGAUAGCUUAAAAAAAAUAGCAGAUAACAAAGAGGAAUUGAGAGAAUCUGUGGAUUAUGCUUUAGAUAUAUUAAGGCUAUGGGUGUACAAUAUAUCUGUCGUUAGUGAUGCUAAAAUGACAUCUUUGAGGACUCCAGUAUUAUUCGUUUCUUGUGCAUUUGUUUCAAUUCUCGUUAUGGCCACGUAUUUGAAUCUCCUUGAGGAUUUGGACGGCUGUAUUUCAGCUUUCGAUAAAGUAAAAUGGCUUCAGUGUCAAGAAUUACUUUCAAAAAUUGAAUAUGUGCUCGCACCACAUUACGAUAACAACUCAUUUUCAGACUUUCUUAAAGUUCAUCUCGAUGAAACUUUAGAAGUUGCAGUAAAGCAUAGAGACAUAAGUAAGUUGAUCUCCCUUAAUGCUCCAGAUAAGAAGAUUCUUGAGUUUUUCAAGAGCAUAUGUCUAGGCUCGAAAUGUCUUUAUAUUGGAAUUAGAGUGUUGGCUGAUGUACCUGUAUGGCCAGUUUCAAUGACUUUUGCAGAUGCUCUUAAACAUCGUGCAAUUGACCUCAAAUCGACCACGAAUUAA
Molecule: messenger RNA, 3327 nt
Organism: Priceomyces carsonii
Lineage: Eukaryota; Fungi; Ascomycota; Pichiomycetes; Serinales; Debaryomycetaceae
Exons: 1
Coding region: 1-3327 (1108 amino acids)
Biological process (GO): regulation of transcription by RNA polymerase II; DNA-templated transcription
Cellular component (GO): chromatin
Molecular function (GO): DNA-binding transcription factor activity, RNA polymerase II-specific; zinc ion binding; RNA polymerase II cis-regulatory region sequence-specific DNA binding
Source: RefSeq, a predicted model, not a curated record